AUGCCACUUCAAGAGUUUGAGUUCGUCGACUAUCUUGGGCCACUAGCCGUAUCGACGUGUUUUGCCGUGAUCAUCUUCUUUUUAUCGCUGGUGAUCAAUUUUGUAUGGAUUAGAAAGGACGACGAUCGAACUGUUUUCGAAAAGUUCGGUUCAACAUUCGAUCUGCGUUGUGGAGUGCAUCGAAUGCGUCAUAGGCCAAACAAGGUCAGUUCAUCAGAGAGCUUUCAUUCACUUGAACGCAUUCGGAAAAUUUCAUGA
Anisakis simplex (herring worm) is the source of this 258-nucleotide messenger RNA. The record is from the annotation of a GenBank genome assembly. NCBI's taxonomy places the organism in Eukaryota, Metazoa, Nematoda, Chromadorea, Rhabditida, Anisakidae.